UAUUUCCAUUAAAAAUAUAAAUAAAAUCGCUGUAAAAUGGGCUCGAGAAGAGCACCGGACGUGCAUAUGUUUCCCUCGGACCUGGAGUUCGCCGUGUUCUCACCCGAGGAGAUACGCAAACUGAGUGUGGUGAAAAUAAUAACCGGCCUCACAUUCGAUGCCUUGGGACACCCAAUUCCCGGUGGUUUAUAUGACAUACGCCUGGGCUCCUAUGGCCGCUGCAUGGAUCCAUGCGGCACAUGCUUGAGGAUGCAAGAUUGUCCCGGUCACAUGGGUCGCAUUGAGCUGGGCUCACUUGUAUACAAUCCAUUCUUCAUCAAAAUGGUGCAGCGUUUACUCUGCAUCUUCUGUCUGCACUGCUUCAAGCUGCAGAUGAAGGAUCAUGAGAGCGAGAUUAUCAUGCUGCAGCUGCGACUGAUUGAUGCUGGUUAUAUUAUUGAGGCGCAGGAGUUGGAGCUGUUUAAAUCGGAGAUCGCCUGCCAGAACACCGAGGAGCUCGUGAAGCUGGACAACGGCGAUUCUGUGCAUCCACGCAUUGCAGCAAUCAGCGAAUUGCUUGCAAAGAAUGAGAACAAUGCCACCAAUAUGACCAAGACAAGCUGUUCUCUACGCACAGCCAUCACGCAUGCUGCACUGCAGCGUGCCUCCAGCAAGAAAUGUCGGCACUGCAAUAAGUCUAUGCGCUUUGUGCGAUACUUGCAUCGUCGUCUCGUCUACUAUGUGACCAUAGCCGAUAUGAAAGAGAGGCUGGGCGAUGUGCCCGAUAAUACUGGCCAGAACAAGGUGAUAUUCGCCGAUGAGGCGCAACGCUAUCUGCGCAAAAUUUAUGAGCACUAUCCACAGCUGCUGAAACUAUUGGUGCCCGUGCUCAGCCUGAACAGCGAUGCCAGCGGCAGCAACAGCAACAGCGACUACUCGCCCGUGGAUAUAUUCUUUAUGGACACAAUACCAGUGACACCGCCGCGUGCGCGUCCAAUGAACGUCAUUAACGACAUGAUGAAGGGGAAUCCGCAGACAGAUAUCUAUGUGAACAUCAUUGAGAAUAACAAUGUACUCAAUGUGGUACUGAAGUUCAUGAAGGGUCAGCAGGAAAAUCUAAGUGAGCAGGCCAGGGCUGCCUACCAAAAUAUGCGUGGCAGCAACAGCCACGAGAAGCUCUAUAAUGCCUGGCUGUCGCUGCAGAGUUCCGUGGAUGUGCUGCUCGACGUGAACAUGUCGCGCGACAUCAAAUCCGCAGAGGGCCUCAAGCAGGUGCUCGAGAAGAAAGACGGUCUCAUCCGCAAGCAUAUGAUGGGCAAACGUGUGAAUUACGCGGCGCGCACAGUCAUCACACCCGAUCCCAAUAUCGACGUGGAUGAGAUUGGAAUACCCGAUAUAUUUGCCCGAAAAUUAUCGUAUCCGGUGCCUGUAACCGAAUGGAAUGUCGUCGAGUUGCGCAAAAUGGUCAUGAAUGGACCGGAUGUGCAUCCUGGUGCCAAUUACAUACAGGACAGCAAGGGAUCGACCACAUUUAUACCCGCGGACAAUGUGGCCAAGCGAGCCAGCAUGGCCAAACUGUUACUAUCAAAUCCCAAGGACGGUGUCAAGAUCGUACAUCGUCAUGUCCUGAAUGGCGAUGUCCUGCUGCUUAACCGUCAGCCGUCGCUGCAUAAGCCCUCUAUUAUGGCGCACAAGGCGCGCAUUUUGCACGGCGAGAAAACCUUUCGGCUGCACUAUUCCAAUUGCAAGGCUUAUAACGCCGAUUUUGACGGUGACGAAAUGAACGCGCAUUAUCCGCAAAGCGAGGUGGCACGUGCCGAGGCCUACAAUCUGGUCAAUGUAGCCAGUAACUAUUUGGUGCCCAAGGACGGCACUCCGCUGGGUGGGCUUAUCCAGGAUCAAGUUAUUUCGGGUGUCAAGCUCUCCAUACGUGGUCGCUUCUUCAGUCGCGAGGACUACCAACAGUUGGUCUUCCAGGGUCUGUCGCAUCUCAAAGGCGAUGUCAAAUUACUGCCACCGUCAAUUAUAAAACCAGUCACGUUGUGGUCGGGAAAGCAGGUGCUCUCCACCAUAAUCAUUAAUUUGAUACCAGAGGGCUACGAGCGCAUCAAUUUGGAUUCCUUUGCCAAAAUUGGCGGCAAGAACUGGAAUGUGGCCAAGUCACGCACUCCGCUGUGCGGCACGUCGCCGCUGGAACAGGAAUUGAGCGAGAGUCAGGUGCAGAUACGUAAGGGUGAGCUGCUGGUGGGCGUGCUGGAUAAGCAACAGUAUGGCGCCACCACAUUUGGUCUGAUCCAUUGCAUGUAUGAGUUGUAUGGCGGCGAUGUGUCCACUCGCCUGCUGACCGCCUUCACCAAGGUUUUCACAUUCUUCCUGCAACUCGAAGGCUUUACGCUGGGCGUCCAGGAUAUUUUGGUCAGUGAUGUGGCGGAUCGCAAGCGCCGCAAUAUCAUUGAUGAAUGUCGCGAUGCGGGCAACAGUGCUGUUGCCGCUGCCCUCGAAUUGGACGAUGUGCCGCCGCACGAUGUGUUGGCCGAGCAAAUGGAGGCUGCCUACGUCAAGGAUUCAAAGUUUCGUGUUUUGCUCGAUCGCAAAUACAAAUCGCUGCUCGACGGCUACACAAAUGACAUUAACAAAACGUGCUUGCCAGGCGGUCUGAUCAGCAAGUUCCCAUCGAAUAAUCUGCAACUGAUGGUGCUAUCUGGCGCUAAAGGUUCCAUGGUUAACACCAUGCAAAUCUCCUGUCUGCUCGGCCAAAUUGAGCUAGAAGGAAAGCGACCGCCGUUGAUGAUAUCGGGAAAAUCUCUUCCCAGCUUUACCUCUUUUGAGACAUCGCCCAAGUCGGGCGGUUUUAUUGAUGGACGUUUCAUGACGGGCAUACAGCCGCAGGAUUUCUUCUUCCAUUGCAUGGCUGGCCGUGAAGGUCUCAUCGAUACAGCUGUAAAGACAUCCCGAUCCGGUUAUCUGCAGCGAUGUUUGAUCAAGCACUUGGAGGGAUUGAGUGUGCACUACGAUCUGACUGUGCGCGACAGUGACAACAGCGUGGUGCAAUUUCUCUACGGCGAGGAUGGCCUGGACAUACUCAAGUCCAAGUUCUUUAAUGGCAAAUUCUGCGCUGAUUUUCUUGCACAAAAUGUAAAAGCUGUUUUGCGCCCCAGCCAGCUGCAGCUAAUGAAGGACGAGGAGUGCCUGGCAAAGGUGAAACGACACGAGAAACACAUACGCAGCUGGCAGAAGAAACAGCCCAACAAAUUACGUGCCGCUUUUACCCACUUCUCGGAGGAGCUACGUAACGAAGUGGAGGUCAAGCGACCCAAUGAAGUUAAUGCCAAGACGGGUCGCCGACGCUUCGACGAGGGUCUAAUUAAGCUGUGGAAAAAGGCUGAUGCCGAGGACAAGGCACUGUAUCGCAAGAAAUAUGCACGCUGUCCCGAUCCCACCGUGGCCGUAUACAAGCAGGAUAAUUACUAUGGAGCCGUUUCGGAGCGCACACGCCAACUGAUAGAUGAAUAUGCGUUGAAGAAUCCGUCGCAGAAGAAAAUCAUCGCUGACAUUAUGCACAUGAAGAGCAUCAAGGCACUCGCCUCGCCGGGCGAACCGGUGGGUCUUAUUGCAGCCCAGUCGAUUGGUGAACCAUCCACCCAGAUGACACUGAACACCUUCCAUUUUGCGGGUCGUGGUGAAAUGAACGUCACCCUGGGUAUACCACGUCUGCGUGAAAUUCUCAUGCUGGCCUCGUCGAACAUCAAGACGCCAUCGAUGGAUAUACCCAUCAAACCGGGACAGCAGCACAACGCAGAAAAGUUGCGCAUUUCCCUCAAUUGUGUAACACUCGCCAGCCUGCUGGAAUCCGUGCACAUCAGCACCAGUUUAACAUUGGAGCCGGAACGCGCCUAUGUGUAUGACUUGAUGUUCAAGUUCCUGCCGCGUGAGAUAUACAAGGAGGAUUAUAGUGUGCGACCAAAGCGCAUUAUCAAAUACAUGCAUCAGACGUUCUUCAAGCAGCUCAUACGCGCUAUUGUCAAGGUGUCCAGUGCCAAGAAGACUUCCAAAAUCAUUGUGGUCGAUGACAAAAAGGAGGGCGGCAACAAGCAGGACGAGGACAAUGAUCAGGAGAUAGAUGCUGCUGAUGACAUGGCCACACAAAGAGUAGCAGAAAAUGAAGACGACUCGUCAGAUGAGGGCGGUGACGAUGACGCUACUGGCAUUAAGCUGAAGCAACGCAAAACCGAUGAGAAUGACUAUGACGAUCCCGAAGAUGUUGAGGAAAUUAUAGAUGCUAAUGACGACGAGGAUGAGAAUGAAGAAGAGGACGCCGAUGGCAAUGAACAGGCGAACGAAGACAAUGCCGAGGUGGACGAUAAGUCUGUGGAAAAGCUGCUCAGCAAUCAAAUGGUUAACGAUUAUACCUAUGACAAGGAGCAUCAUCUGUGGUGCCGAGUAACACUCAAUCUGAGUGUGCGCUACCAGAAACCCGAUCUUACAUCCAUCAUACGCGAACUGGCCGCCAAGAGCAUUGUGCAUCAGGUGCCUCAUAUCAAACGCGCCAUCAUCUACAAGGGCAACGGUGACGAGCAGCUGCUGAAAACGGAUGGCAUCAAUAUUGGUGAAAUGUUCCAGCACAACAAGAUCCUGGAUCUGAAUCGAUUGUACUCCAACGAUAUACAUGCGAUAGCACGCACCUACGGCAUCGAGGCUGCCGCCCAGGUGAUUGUCAAGGAAGUGAGCAAUGUCUUCAAGGUCUAUGGCAUUACCGUGGACCGACGCCACUUGUCUCUGAUCGCCGACUACAUGACCUUUGAUGGCACCUUCCAGCCACUGUCGCGCAAGGGCAUGGAGCAUUCCUCUUCGCCACUGCAGCAAAUGUCCUUUGAGUCCAGUUUGCAGUUUUUGCGCAACGCAGCCGGUUUUGGACGUCCCGAUCAGCUUAAUUCGCCAUCGAGUCGGCUGAUGGUUGGCCUCCCGGUGCGCAAUGGCACUGGUGCAUUUGAAUUGUUAACCAAAAUGUGUUAGUUACCCAUUAAACUCAAUUUGUUUUACCAAUAAAUAACUGAUUUGCACAGUUGCAAACACCUUAAAAGUA
This is a messenger RNA of Drosophila grimshawi, 5062 nucleotides long. RefSeq names its product DNA-directed RNA polymerase I subunit RPA1 (gene RpI1). NCBI's taxonomy places the organism in Eukaryota, Metazoa, Arthropoda, Insecta, Diptera, Drosophilidae. Gene Ontology annotation, cellular component: RNA polymerase I complex. Gene Ontology annotation, molecular function: DNA binding; DNA-directed RNA polymerase activity. The record is from RefSeq and is a predicted model, not a curated record. Gene Ontology annotation, biological process: DNA-templated transcription.